UUUACAACUAACUGAUACUGUUGACAGUGUUUUUUUUUUUUUAAAUAAUAAAACGCUUUAAGAAGAUUGUAUUUAUGGUGAAAGGAAACUGGACUAACAAUGAGGCCAAAGACUUUUCCUGCCACAACUUACUCUGGAAAUAGCCGCCAGCGACUGCAGGAGAUUCGAGAGGGCUUAAAGCAGCCGGCCAAGUCUUCCGCUCAGGGGCUGCCUGUAGGACCAAACAGCGAUGUUUCCCUGGCCACCAAAGUCCUGGGGGGCAAGGAUGCUGCCAGGCAGCAACAGCAGAUGAGAGCUACCCCAAAGUUCGGACCUUAUCAGAAAGCUUUGAGAGAAAUCAGAUACUCCCUGUUGCCUUUUGCUAAUGAGUCUGGCACUUCCGCAGCUGCCGAAGUGAACCGACAGAUGCUGCAGGAACUGGUGAAUGCGGGAUGUGACCAGGAGAUGGCAGGCAGGGCUCUGAAGCAGACUGGCAGCCGGAGUAUCGAAGCCGCUCUGGAGUACAUCAGCAAGAUGGGCUACCUGGACCCGAGGAAUGAACAGAUUGUGCGAGUCAUUAAGCAGACCUCGCCAGGAAAGGGCAUCGCAUCAGCCCCUGUGCCACGGAGGCCAAGCUUUGAAGGAACAGGCGACCCUUUCCCCCCCUACCAUCAGAUGAGUGGAGCCGCCUACGAGGGCAGCAACACGCUGGAGGAGGUGCCUCGUCAGUACAUGGACUUUCUUUUCACCGGAGGCACUCACGGCAUGCCUGGCGGCCAUCAGCACCAGCCCAAAGGCUAUGCUGCAAACAUGGAGGCCGCAGGGUUGAACUUCCCAGUGGGCGGCCCUGGGGGCCAAGCCCUCCCACUGCAAGGCUCCCACUACAGGCCACACCUGCUGGUGCCUGGGGAGCCACUGGGCUAUGGCAUCCAGCGCAGCCCCUCCUUCCAAAACAAGGAGGCAGGAGCAUAUGCAAACCUUGCUGCCAAGGGCCCAGCCGUGCAGCCGGGGGCGGGCCACGCGUUUCCGCCCACGGGAGCGGCGACAGGGCUGUACGUGCCCCACCCACACCACAAACAGGCCCACCAGAUGCACAUGAUGGGCUCCCGGGGCCAGGUGUUCACGAGUGACAGCCCCCCGCAGAGUCUGAUCACACCCUCCAGAAACAGCCUCAAUGUGGACCUGUAUGACCUGAGCAGCCCUCCUGUCCAGCAGUGGCAGUCCUCUACCCUGUCCCGCCGUGACUCUCUUCAGAAGCCAGGCCUGGAGGCACCACCCCGCCAGCACGUGGCGUUCCUGCCCGAAGGCCCCGUCCCCAGCAGAACCAACUCCUUCAACAACCACCAGCAGCCAGUGGCCGUGCCCAUCCGGGCAGGAGUGCCCAGCAAGACGGAGCCUUCCAUGCCCUCCCCCAACACCAUCACGGCUGUGACGGCCGCCCACAUCCUGCACCCAGUGAAGAGCGUGAGGGUGAUGCGGCCCGAGCCGCAGACGGCUGUGGGGCCCUCCCACCCGGCCUGGGUGCCAGCACCCACCCCCGGGGUGGAGAGUCUGGACUCCAAGGACGAGCACCCUCUGCCCCUGGGGGGCGCCAGUGCAUACCCGCUGGACGUGGACUAUAGCAGCCCAGACCUGAGGUGCCCGCCCCCACCGUACCCCAAGCACUUGUUGCUCCGGAGUAAGUCAGAGCAGUACGACGUGGACAGCCUGUGUGUGGGCAUGGAGCAGAGCCUCCGAGGCGGCCAGGCUGCCGAACCUGCCGAGAGGAAUGACAAGAGCCACAAAAAUACCAAAGGGGAGAAAGUGGGGAAGGAUAAAAAGCAGAUUCAGACCUCUCCUGUUCCUGUUCGGAAAAACAGCAGAGAUGAAGAGAAGAGGGAAUCUCGCAUCAAGAGCUACUCGCCGUAUGCAUUUAAGUUCUUUAUGGAGCAGCAUGUGGAAAAUGUCAUAAAAACCUACCAGCAGAAGGUCAACCGGAGGUUGCAGCUGGAACAGGAAAUGGCAAAAGCUGGACUCUGUGAAGCUGAGCAGGAACAGAUGAGGAAGAUCCUCUACCAGAAGGAAUCUAAUUACAACAGGCUGAAGAGGGCCAAAAUGGACAAGUCCAUGUUUGUGAAAAUCAAAACCCUGGGGAUUGGUGCCUUUGGAGAAGUGUGCCUUGCUUGUAAGGUGGACACUCAUGCCCUAUAUGCCAUGAAGACCCUGAGGAAGAAGGAUGUCCUGAACCGAAAUCAGGUGGCCCACGUCAAGGCCGAAAGGGACAUCCUGGCCGAGGCAGACAACGAGUGGGUGGUCAAACUCUACUACUCCUUCCAAGACAAGGACAGCCUGUACUUUGUGAUGGACUACAUCCCAGGGGGCGACAUGAUGAGCCUGCUGAUCCGGAUGGAGGUCUUCCCUGAGCACCUGGCCCGGUUCUACAUCGCAGAGUUGACUCUGGCCAUUGAGAGUGUCCACAAGAUGGGCUUCAUCCACCGAGACAUCAAGCCAGACAACAUUUUGAUAGAUCUUGAUGGUCACAUCAAACUGACAGACUUUGGCCUCUGCACUGGGUUCAGGUGGACUCACAAUUCCAAAUACUACCAGAAAGGGAGCCACAUCAGACAGGACAGCAUGGAGCCCAGCGACCUCUGGGACGACGUGUCUAAUUGUCGAUGUGGAGACAGGCUGAAGACCCUGGAGCAGAGAGCCAGGAAGCAGCACCAGAGGUGUCUGGCACACUCCCUGGUUGGGACCCCAAAUUACAUCGCGCCGGAAGUGCUCCUCCGAAAAGGAUACACUCAGCUCUGUGACUGGUGGAGUGUUGGUGUGAUUCUCUUCGAGAUGCUGGUGGGGCAGCCACCCUUUUUGGCCCCUACUCCCACAGAAACCCAGCUGAAGGUGAUAAACUGGGAGAACACGCUCCACAUUCCAGCCCAGGUCAAGCUGAGCCCCGAGGCCCGGGACCUCAUCACCAAGCUGUGCUGCGCUGCUGACCACCGGCUGGGGAGGAAUGGGGCCGACGACCUGAAGGCCCAUCCGUUCUUCGGGGCCAUUGACUUCUCGAGUGACAUCCGGAAGCAGCCGGCCCCCUACGUCCCCAAGAUCAGCCACCCCAUGGACACCUCAAAUUUUGACCCCGUAGAUGAAGAAAGCCCUUGGAAUGAUGCUAGUGAGGACAGCACUAAGGCCUGGGACACACUCACCUCUCCAAAUAACAAACACCCUGAGCAUGCAUUUUAUGAAUUCACUUUCCGAAGGUUCUUUGAUGACAAUGGCUAUCCCUUUAGGUGCCCAAAGCCUUCAGGAGCAGAUGCUUCACAGGCUGAGGACUCUGAUUUGGAAAACUCUGAUAUGGUGGAUCAGACUGAAGGUUGCCAGCCAGUGUACGUGUAGACAGUGACUCGCCGUCCCUGAUACUCUGCGUCUUCAGAGGUCCAGGGGGCCCAG
Messenger RNA from Neomonachus schauinslandi (Hawaiian monk seal), 3408 nucleotides. It is a transcript of the gene LATS2, whose product is annotated as large tumor suppressor kinase 2. Gene Ontology annotation, biological process: peptidyl-serine phosphorylation; regulation of organ growth; positive regulation of apoptotic process. Bases 100 to 3354 code for a protein of 1084 amino acids. Lineage: Eukaryota; Metazoa; Chordata; Mammalia; Carnivora; Phocidae. The record is from RefSeq and is a predicted model, not a curated record. Gene Ontology annotation, cellular component: nucleus; spindle pole. The transcript is spliced from 7 exons. Gene Ontology annotation, molecular function: protein binding; ATP binding; protein serine/threonine kinase activity.